CUUUGUUUUCAAGUCGACGCGUAUCGUUCAGCGUGUAUUCACUGAAUGAUCUAUAGAAGGACAAUUGCCAAGAUUUUGUGAUAGAGUUUUAUAAACAUUUUACACUCGGCUAAGAUAUAAGUUACUUGUACUUUGUCAAGGUUUUAUUUGCGUAGUAAUCGGUAGGUGAGAUUGGAUAAAGUAUCGUUGUGCGCCAAGCUAGACACAUUCUUCGAGAGAAAAGGCAAGCACUUUUGGCCGAAAAAUGGCAUUCACUAGGAGAGCCUCUCACGCUGGUAGUUGGUACGCGGACAAUGGUUCAGAAUUGCGUAAGCAAUUAGAGGAUUGGUUGAGCGCAGCAGACUUAUCCCAUGGACCUGCGAGAGCAAUUAUUGCCCCGCACGCAGGAUACAGUUAUUGUGGGGAAUGUGCUGGUUUUGCUUAUCGGCAGAUUAGUCCUGUAGUUGUCCGUAGGAUAUUUAUUCUAGGCCCCUCUCAUCAUGUGAGAUUAACAAGUUGUGCCCUUUCUUCGGUCUCCGUUUACCAAACACCAUUAUAUGAUCUACGUAUUGAUCAAAAAGUGAGAAAAGAACUCGAAGAGACUGGUCACUUUGAUUGGAUGGAUGUGAAUACUGAUGAAGAAGAGCACAGCAUCGAGAUGCAGUUGCCAUUUAUCGCCAAAGUUAUGGAAGAAUUUAAGGACUCGUUUACUAUAAUCCCAAUUUUGGUGGGUUCCUUGAGCCCGGAGAAAGAAGCACUUUAUGGGAGAUUAUUAGCACCCUAUAUGGCUGAUCCGCAAGCAUUAUUUGUCAUCUCUUCGGACUUCUGCCAUUGGGGACAACGUUUCCGUUAUAUUUACUACGAUAGAUCAUGUGGGCCUAUUCACAGAUCUAUUCAAAAUCUCGAUAAAAUGGGCAUGAACAUUAUAGAGACUUUGAAUCCUGCGAUGUUCACUGAUUAUCUUAAAAAAUAUGGUAAUACUAUAUGCGGUCGGCAUCCGAUUGGCAUUUUAUUGCAGCUAAUUAACUGUCUCAAGGGACGUACAAAUGGCCACAGGAUGAAUCUCAAGUUUUUGAAAUAUGCUCAAAGUAGUCAAUGUAACAAUAUGAAUGACAGUUCUGUCAGUUAUGCUAGUGCUUCCCUAGUUGUCGAGUGAUAAAGAUACACAAAUUGAGUACGCUUAUACAUUGAGAUCUGAAUAUAAACACUAUUAAAGUGGAAUGGCGUUCAACGAAGCAUGGCAGUAACGUUCUAUCGAUUAUUAAACAGGAUUAAGCGGGACGUCAAGAUUUUGUAAGAGGCGGCAAAGAAGAAUGGCACCGGAUUAUAACUGCUGUAACUUCUAAUGUUAUAUUAUUUACGUUAUGUAGCAAUUUAUACACAACGGGUGUCGGGGUAAGCGUUACUUCUUUGUGUUACAUGUAACAAAUGGAAAUGUACCGUUACCGAAACUUUUUGUAUAAA
This is a messenger RNA of Harpegnathos saltator (Jerdon's jumping ant), 1443 nucleotides long. RefSeq names its product protein MEMO1. The record is from RefSeq and is a predicted model, not a curated record. NCBI's taxonomy places the organism in Eukaryota, Metazoa, Arthropoda, Insecta, Hymenoptera, Formicidae. The transcript is spliced from 8 exons. The coding region runs from base 245 to 1135 and encodes 296 amino acids.